AUGCCGGCCCUGCCGUUACCUCCACGUAAGUCAUGUGAAUACUGCCAUCUUUGCAAUGGGUCUCGAAAGCGGAAGUAUGUCGAGGAUGAGGAGAAGCCUGCAGACCUCGAUGUUGAUUGCGGGAGCACAGAAGCAGGGGAGUCGCAACCCGCACUCAGCGCGUUUACCGAGGAUACCAGCAAGUCAGAGGUCAAAUCGGAGUUGUCUGAGCCCUCCCACGACGACAUGCUUGACCUGAUCUCUCGCCUCUGGCUGACGCCCAAGACAGUCGAGCCAGUCAAGGCCCUGAAAAGCUUCCUAAAGCUCUAUGGCCGUUUAUGGCCAGGAAGCAAAUCAUGCAAGGCCGCAACGAAGGCCGCAAGGAAGCGAGUGAAGCGAAGGAAGCGACAGCAGCCUGCGCAGCCUGACAAGCGCAAGCCCAACGAGCCGGAAGAGCCUCCGAAUAAACCUGUCAAGGAGCCUGAGAGUGAAGCAACGCAAGGAAGAAAUGGCUGGAACCUGAUCCGUGAGGUCCCUGUCUGUGAGGUCCCUGUCUCGGAGCUUCGCUACUCCCAGCGCACCUGCGGUGCUUUCUUCAGAUGUGGCAGGAAAUGCCUAGACCUGGUGCAGGACUUGCACGCUGGGAAGGUCGACCCCAGGAAGGCCGACUUCCUCAUUUUGGAUGUCUUCAGGAAGAAGGACAGUCGGGGCCGGCCAGUACUGUGGUCAGCUGAUAACCGCCGGCUCUAUGCGCUGAAGUUGUUCCAACAGUACACGAAAGGUCAGGUCAAGGUUCGAGUGCGUUGGCAGGGCGACUUCAGUGCGCUCAAACGCUUCGAGCGCAACUUGGACACAGACUCGGAUGGUGUGAAAAUCCGCUUCCGACCGGAUUCGCACAGAUUCUUCAGGGACUCUGCCCGGCAAGCGCGGCCAGCAAGGCGACGGCGCACCAGAUACUGA
Messenger RNA from Symbiodinium pilosum, 939 nucleotides. The record is from the annotation of a GenBank genome assembly. Lineage: Eukaryota; Dinophyceae; Suessiales; Symbiodiniaceae.